This is a messenger RNA of Spirodela intermedia, 1096 nucleotides long. NCBI's taxonomy places the organism in Eukaryota, Viridiplantae, Streptophyta, Magnoliopsida, Alismatales, Araceae. The record is from the annotation of a GenBank genome assembly.
AUGCAUCCAACUAUAUUGUGGGAGUUUUAUUUAGACAAAGGGUUGACAAGAAGUUUAAAUUAUCAGCAUAAACAACUUAAUGAUGCAUCAUGUAGUGGUUAUUAUGCUAAAAAGAGUGAAGAUCAUGCUUAUAAUCUUCUUGAAGAUUUUUCACUUUCUUAUAAUUAUGCCUCUUCAGAUUUUGAUAAAACUAAUCCUCUCUUGAAAAAAGAUGCUGUUUAUGAAUUGAUGAAGCAUGAAGAUAAGAAUUUUAGGAAUGAAGUCAAUGAGAUAAAGAAGAAGUUGGAGAAGCUGCCCUCUUCUCAAGGUACACAAAACCCUAAUUCUUCAACUUUGAAAAUUUCAAUUUGUUAUAUUUGUAUUAGCAUUGGUCAUGAUGAAAAUACUUGUCUGAAAUUUAUACAAUCUAUGAAUCAUGAUCACAAGCAUGUCAAUGUAUUUUUGAAACCUAAUUUUAAUUCUUGUCCUCAUUAAAAUUAUCUUUGGAAUUCAAAUCCACAAGGCAUGCAAUUUUCAAAACCUCCAUCUUACGAUUUUCAAAAUACAAAUCCUUGUUAGAAUCCUUUAUAUUCUCAAAAUUCUAAAACUUCUGAAAUUUUUUAAACCCAUCCAUUUUUAAAUAUAAUUUUAAACAAUCAUGUCUCCUUUUCAAAAUCAGAUGCCUUCUCAAAAUACUCCUCAUCUUCAAAACCAUUUUCCACAUCCUAUGCACAAUAGAGUGCCUUUAGGAGCUCCAUCUCAUGUUCAUAAUCCCAUUUAGAGGAAACUAUUAAUUCUUUGAAGCAUCAUUUGCAUCAUCAGCAACAAGCUAUGGUAGAACUCAUGGCCUAAAAUUAACAAAUAUUACAAAUGUUUCAGAGGUCAAACAAUCAAGUGGGCCAAACCCAAGAGGGCAACUCUCUAAUCAAGCCAUAGCUAAUCCUAAGAAUGAUCCUCUUGGUUUUGCACCUUCUUCUAUCCCUAAUGUCUCCAUGAUUGAUGACAAGACGUCAGUAAUAGCCAAGGAUCUCAAAUAGAAGAGAAGGAGGUGAUGAGACUUAGGAAUGGUAAGUUGAUACCCAAAGCCACUAGGGUGCCUUCUAGUGAUCGAAGCUGA